Molecule: messenger RNA, 543 nt
Organism: Saitoella complicata NRRL Y-17804
Lineage: Eukaryota; Fungi; Ascomycota; Saitoellomycetes; Saitoellales; Saitoellaceae
Exons: 1
Coding region: 176-469 (97 amino acids)
Source: RefSeq, a predicted model, not a curated record
ACCGGCGUAAAGCCAGAAGUAUACUUGGGCAAAGAUCGUCUAUCGACACCUAGUAGUAGGGUAUCAGGGCAUAAGGGGAAUAUCAAACACGCAAAAACCGAGUGAAGAGAUGUAUGAGGUAUGGUAGCGCUGAAUACAGGGUGAUAAUGGGAAAAGAGUACUGCAGCUAAGCACAAUGCGCAGAAAACAAAGAUCUGCUCAAGGUAGGUGCACGUUAGCAAUGACAAUCGCCAUCUGGAAUGUAAUUUUUCCAUUUCCGAAACUCUCUACUCGGUCAUUCUGCUGCACAGCUGGCAGUUGGUCGAUCAAUUUCUUGAUUACGACUCCUUCGACACUACGCGCUCUGACUUUUCUCACGCGGCGCGAGAGACUCGAAAGGUGUUGCAGAAUCAGACGGAAGGUUCUGCCUCUGCCAGGGCACCAUAACGCCAUCCACGAAGUGAAUCGACAGCAGUGUACAUGUAGGUGAAUUAGCUGCUUGAUUGACAACGGUAUAACGGAUAUAUGCCCAUAACAGAUCUUCCUAAAUCCCGUCCAUAAUCG